Messenger RNA from Argentina anserina (silverweed cinquefoil), 663 nucleotides. RefSeq names its product 10 kDa chaperonin, mitochondrial-like. Gene Ontology annotation, molecular function: protein-folding chaperone binding; metal ion binding; protein folding chaperone. Lineage: Eukaryota; Viridiplantae; Streptophyta; Magnoliopsida; Rosales; Rosaceae. The transcript has 3 exons. The record is from RefSeq and is a predicted model, not a curated record. Gene Ontology annotation, cellular component: mitochondrial matrix. The coding region runs from base 85 to 378 and encodes 97 amino acids.
AUUAAUAGUCCACGACUCUCCUUUCUUCUCUUCUUCCCUCGAACCCCAAAUCCCAGAACCUCAACAACCACCGCCGCCAGAAAUAUGGCCAAGCGUUUGAUCCCAACCCUCAACCGAGUCCUCAUCGAGAAAAUCGUCCCGCCCUCCAAAACCACCGCCGGCAUUCUCUUGCCGGAAUCUUCGACCAAGCUCAACUCAGGGAAGGUGGUGGCUGUGGGACCAGGAACGAAAGAUAAGGCUGGAAAUGCGAUCCCUGUGGCUGUCAAAGAAGGUGACACUGUUCUCUUGCCCGAGUAUGGUGGUACCCAAGUGAAGCUUGGUGACAAAGAGUUCCAUUUGUACAGGGAUGAGGACAUUUUGGGCACUCUUCAUGACUGAGUUAUUUGGUAUUGUGUUUUUCUUGGCAAUUAUGCUGUUAAGAGACGUAAUUGGUAAUUAGUGAACUGGAAUAAUUUCUCAUGGAUUUUAGUUUACGCUGGAAUGAGAUACUUUCCAGCUUGUAAUGGAUUUGGAUUCAGAAUAUGAAUUAUGGGAUGUUAUUGAACUUGUAAUUGGGUCUAAAUUCACUGCAUUUCCCAUGACUUCGUUUUGUUCAUGUACUUUAAUUUGGGUAAUAGUUGAUUCAACUGAAUGCUGGCUAUACUUGUCUAUUUUAUUCUUGAA